AUGUAUAAUAUGUUUGCUGCUGCUACUAAAAGUUUUGUUAAGCAGGUUGGUGAUGGAGGUCGAUUAGUUCCUGUCCGUAGCCUCAGUGAAGCUGAUAAAUAUCAACCUCUCAGUCUUGUUAUCAAAAAGAAAAACUGCUUUCUUUUUAAAAGUUCAAAAUUUUUGUCAACCCCAUUCGGCCUAAAAGACAUUCUUCAAGGAGAGAAAGAAAUUUCUGCAGGUAUUUCAUCCUAUCAAUUACUAAAUUAUGAAGACAAAUCUGAUGUAGCCCUUAAUGGCAAGCAAGGAAAUCACAUCAUGAACUCUUCUGGACUCAGUAUUGCUGGGUCAGAUUCACUUGCAGUGAAGGCUUCUUUCGGUAUUGUAACUAAGCAUGAGGUUGAGGUGCCAACAUUGCUCAGAGAACUAACUAGUAGAAAAGUGGAUUUUGAGCACUGCCUUGUUCGUCAGUCACGAGAAAGUAGAAGAACGGUUCUCUGUGUGGUAAUGGAGAGUAUUCGAACAACUCGACAGUGUUCUCUGUCUGUUCAUGCUGGUAUGAGAGGUGACACAAUGAGAUUUCAUAUUAUUGAUGAACAUAAUUACAAAGGAUGUGACAAAGCAAUUGUCUUCCCUGCACAUACAACAAUUGCAUUCAGCAUAUUUGAACUUUAUAUUCGCCUGGAUGGUGAUUUUGAACUUUGUGUUGCUCCAGAAUCAAAAGGAGGAUUUGAAAAAGAACCAUCAAGAUCAUUUUCACUAACCAAAUUAAGGAAAAAUUUGUUUCGUCGAAACAAAAGGGUGAUGGAUAUCAUUGUCCACUCGGAUAAUUAUUUAGAUGACCUUUUUGCAGAUUAUUAUGAAAAAACAGCAAGCAUGACUGACAUUUCAACAAACUAUUUUCGAGAAGGAGCCCAUGUACGAGUUAAUUUGCUUAAUAACAACAUUCCUAAAGGUCGUUGUUCUUUAUGUGGUAUGGGGAAUUCCAGAAGGGAAACAGUUUAUGGUUGCCUUGAAUGUUCUUGUAAUGGACAAAAGUUUGUGCGACUUCAUGCUGUGCCUUGUUUUGAUCUCUGGCACAAAAGAAUCAAGUAG
Protobothrops mucrosquamatus (brown spotted pit viper) is the source of this 1074-nucleotide messenger RNA. RefSeq names its product pejvakin (gene PJVK). The record is from RefSeq and is a predicted model, not a curated record. Bases 1 to 1074 code for a protein of 357 amino acids. The transcript is spliced from 6 exons. Lineage: Eukaryota; Metazoa; Chordata; Lepidosauria; Squamata; Viperidae. Gene Ontology annotation, biological process: programmed cell death. Gene Ontology annotation, cellular component: cytoplasm.